Messenger RNA from Eleginops maclovinus (Patagonian blennie), 786 nucleotides. Its product is annotated as GTPase IMAP family member 9-like. Bases 1 to 786 code for a protein of 261 amino acids. Lineage: Eukaryota; Metazoa; Chordata; Actinopteri; Perciformes; Eleginopidae. Gene Ontology annotation, molecular function: GTP binding. The record is from RefSeq and is a predicted model, not a curated record. The transcript has 2 exons.
AUGAAAAGUGUCCGCUUUAACGGAUCUCAGAAGCAGAGGAGAUCUGAGGAUCUGCGGAUCGUUCUCGUGGGUAAAACCGGAGCAGGGAAGAGCGCAGCAGGAAACACCAUCCUGGUGAGGGAAGCAUUCCAGUCUGAACAGUCUUCCUCUUCCUGGACGUAUCAAUGCAAAAGAGCUGAGGGGGAUGUCGGGGGUCGAAAGGUCACCAUCAUCGACACUCCAGGGCUGUUUGACACUAACUUCACCCAAGAAGAAGUGCUGCAGAAGAUCCAGAUGUGUGUCUCUCUGUCUGCUCCUGGGCCUCACGCCUUCCUGCUGGUUCUUAAACUGGGCCGGUUCACCAAGGAGGAGCAGGACACCGUCAAGAUAAUUCAGACCACUUUUGGUGACCAAGCAACUAGGUACACACUGGUGCUGUUCACACAUGGAGACAAACUGAAGACACAAACGAUUGAAAGCUUUGUCUCAAAGAGUGAAGAACUCAAAGAGCUUAUUCAGUUUUGCAAUGGGAGAUAUCACGUCAUCAACAACAAAUCCAAAGACCAGGUGCAGUUGGAUCAGCUCCUGGAGAAAAUAGACAGAAUGAUCCUGGACAAUGGUGGAGGAUAUUACACAACCAAGAUGUUUAGAAAAACUAAAAAGGCCACAAAGAAAGAGAAGAAAAGAGUUGCAAAGGAGCUGAAGGCAGCGGAGCAGCAGAGCAGGAACACCCUGAAGGCAGAAGUUAAAAGACAAUUACACUUAACCAGAGGGUCAAAGAAAAACGGCCAAUGCGUUCUGCAGUAG